CAUUUUAUAAAACCACAACGACUAUCUGAACCGUUUCCGUUUAGACUGACUGACAAUUAGCACACCCGCUAGCUAGCUAGCAGGUAUGAGUGUAUUUGUAAACAAUGAGUGAACAUGAUGAUACGAAGCGAAACCUGCUGAGUUAGACCGAAAACUCCCUCUAAAAACGGAUAAUCCUGAACCCUCAGGGCUGUAACAGCGAAGAAAGCGGGGAGACGAAGCUGUUUCCACCGAUUAUGUGGAGUGUUUGGUAAAAGUCUACAUCGGUUUGCUAACUGAAAUUACGACAUUUUAAAGCUAAUCCGUAAAUAUGUAAACAAUGUAAACAGAAUAUGGUCCACAAAGUUAAUAUGCUAACGAAGAGACAGGUGGCCAGGAAAAGCUCUCAAUGUUCUCUGCACCUGUAGAGCAGAUCACAGGUAAACGGCACACCUGGCAGCUAAACCAGCAAAAUGAUGACAUCACAUGUCUGAUCUGUUCAAAUAGCACAAGCUUUCCUUAAGUCGCUUUCUGGAGCAGCAGGAUGUCCGGAAAACUCGGUAACCCUCUGAAGGCCGGUGACCUGGUGUUCGCCAAGAUGAAAGGCUUUCCUCACUGGCCGGCUCGGGUCUGUAAAUCAGAGAACGGCUACCGGAAGCGAGUACCGGUCUACUUUUUCGGGACCCAUCAGAUAGGCUCCGUCACGCCGGAGAACGUCGCUCCGUACGUCGGCAACAAGCUGAAGUACGGCAGCGGCGUCCGCAUCAAAGGCUUCGCUGAGGGGAUGUGGGAGAUCCAGAACACGCCCGGCCUCGGCAGCAAACUCAAGGUUCAACCAAAGAUCUGCACUAAAAAAACACCAGCAAAACCAGCUUCUUCUUCUACUACACUCUCCAGAUCUACUCCUGCAACCUCCAGAAAAACUCCUGCAGCUAAAACUCCUGAUGGAAAACCUAAAGGAGCUUCUGCUCCCACUAAGUCUGAGUGCAACACUAAACCUGCUUCAAGCAGAAGCACCCCGAGUCGAGCUUUGGGUGAGAAAGAAAGUUCAGAGAGAUCCACAAGAACGUCGUUUCGAUUGGCUCCAGAUAAAACAACCCAGACCAAACCAGAUCUGGACGCUCCAGAUCGUCCUGCAGCGACAAGAUUCUCUUCCAGAUUUACUCCUGAUCAACCUGUAGAAACAAAGCAAGAUAAAGAAACACUAGACUGUACCACAGCUACAAGAUCCUCGUCUAGAUUAGUUCAAUCUGUAGAACCAAAACUAGAUAAAAAAACUCAUGUGGAGGCUAUAAGAACCUCGUCUAGAUUGUCUUCAGAUGAAAACAUGAACUCUGCACUGGGCAAAGAGUCUGCAGAACCUCCUGCAGCUGCAGGCGGGUUGUCUAAGUCCGAUCCAGAUGACUUCACACAGUUUACAGAGUCUGCAGAGCGUAGAGAGGUUAGAUUAGAGUUAACCAGGUUAUCUUCUACAGAGUCCAGUCAGGGUGAAGACUCUGCAGAUCAGACUGCAUCCAGGUUAGCUCCAGAUAAACCAACAGACUCCAAACUGGAAAAAGAAACCGGAGAAGAAGAUACCACAGAGUCCAAACAGGUUAAAGAACCAGCAGAGCAGCCGGCUGCUACUAGAACCUUAUCCAGAUUAGCGCCAGAGAAACCAAAAGGGCCAAAGCCGGAUCAGGAAGCAGGAAAGGUCGCUGCGGCGACGAGAAGCAGGAGGUCGGCGAGCGGUGGGUCACGGGCAGAACGAUCGUCCGAAAAGGAAACUCCAGCUCAGACUAAAGGAGAGGUGAGAUCAGGAAGAGCUUCUUCUGCCUCUGAUGGAAAACCUGCAGCAGGAUCGACAGGAAGUAAACCUCAGGCCACGAAGGAAACGGCGAGCAGCGGCGCGCAGGAAGCUGCUGCAGGACGAGUUUCCACCCGGAGCAGAGCGACAGAAUUAAAGCUCAGUGACAUUCCCGACUUACCGCCUUCCAGGAAGAGGAGAAAAGAUGCAGGAAAGGUAAAGACCCAGGAGGCCAAGAGGAAGAAAGAGGAGAAGGAUGAGAAACUGAGUCCGAGCAGCGAGGACAGGAUGAAAGAUCAGACUGAGAGUAGAGCGUCGAAAAGAAAGAUGGAGGAGGAGAAAACCGAGGAAGGAAGAGAGAAAGUAAAGAUGAGGAGGAGCAAGAAAGACAAGGAGGCAGGAGAGAAAGAAAUGAAGAGAAUGAAGAUGAGAAGAGAAGAAAACUCUGAGGGAAUAAAUAAGAGGAAGGCAGACGAAGAGACAAAAACAUCUGAGAAAACUAAUGAGACCCAAAAGGACGAAGCAGAGGAGAUAAACGAGAAACACAAAGACAAAAGAGAAGAAAUGAAGGUCAGGAGGACGGAGGGAGAGAGGGAUUCAUCUGAGGAGACAAAGAGAGGAGAGAAAGACGAGGACAAAACAGAGGGAAUAAAAACGAAAAAAGUUCAAAAAGAAGAGGAGAAAACUGAAGCAACAAAGGGAAAUGAGGAGGAAGAGAAACAUCAAGAAAACCUGGAAGCAAAGAAGACGAGGAGCGAGGAGGAAGAAAUGGAGGGAAAGAUGAGCAAGAAAAGCAAGAAAGAAGAGGAGAAAACGGAGAACAAAACCAGAAAAGCUGAGAAACCCAAAGAGAAAACAGAAGAAAGAGGAGAAGGAACGAAGGUCAGGAGAGCAGAGAAAGAGAGAAAAGAGGAGGAGGAGGAACAAGUGAAGACCAGGAGAGGUGAGAGUAAAGAACAGAAGGAUGACAAGAAAACCAAAGAGAGAAGGAAAAGAAAGAAAGAAGAAAAAGAUAAACCAGAACAAAGCUUAGAGAAAACGAGAGAAAUGAAGCAGAAGACGACAAAAGAUACUGAUGGAGAGAAAGAUGUGAGGGAGGAGAGGAGGAGAGAGGAGAAAAAGAAGAAGGUACAGAAGAAAAGAAAACAGAAGAGCAUGGGAGAGGAGGAAGAAAAGAGAGGACUGCAGUCUGCAAGACGAGAGGAAGAGGAGGAGGCGAAGAAGAGAAAGGAUGGAGAUGAAGAGACGGCAGAGGAGAAGGAAGACGAGAGGCAGGAGCAGCUGGCGGCGCGGAGGGAGAGUCUGAUCGAGUCGCUGAGAGACCUGCUGAAGACGAAGGAGAUGACGAAGAGCUCCCAGGACGGAGGAAAGACUGCAGACAGGAAGACACCGCCCAAAGGUGGAGCGGAAAGACGGAAAGGAGAGAAGACGGACAGAGGAGGGAAAUCGUCCACCAGAAAGUCAACGAGCGAGACGAAAGGAGAGAGAGCGUCCAACCAAAGGACAAGUUCAGACAUGAAGACGGACGGACAGAAGGAAGAGAAGACAAAUGAAAGCACCAGAAGAGACAAGAUGGCCACCAGGAAGUCCACAGCUGAGAGGAAGAAGACAAGUAAACGAGUGGAGAAGGAUUCAAGGCAAAAGACGACGGUGGAGACGAAGGGGAGUGAAGACGGGACGGAGAGAGGAACCAGGAAAACCACAGAGGACAAGACUGGUGGGAAGGAGGAAAAGAUGUCUACUGGAGGGUCAGCUGUGGAAGUGAAGAAAGAUGGACAGAAGGUAGAAAAGGAUGAAAGGGAAGAGAAGACCAAGAGCAAAGAAGAAGACGAGACGAAGCAGCAGAAAGACGAGAGGAAGAUAAUCGGAAAGAUCGUUAAAGCCAAUCAGGGAACAAAGAUCCAUGUGAAGACCAUGAUGGGAGGACUGACCAAAGGAUCUGGAGAGGAGGAGGUGAAGAAGAAGAAGAAAGAGGAGGAUGGAGGGAGAAAGGAGGAGGUGAAAAAGACUUUAGAGAUGGAAAAAGAAGAAAAAACAGAGAAGGCAGCCAAGAAGUUUGAUGCUAAAAACUCAGAAACGGAGGAGAAAAAAGCAAAAAAGGAAGAGCAGAAGAAAAGCGAAGCUGAAGAAAAGGUGACAAGAAAAAAGGAAGAGCAGAAAAACCCGGAAUGCAGGAAGGAAACAGAGGGGAUGAGAUUAACACGGGAACAGAGGAAGAAACGUGAUGGUGAGUCUCAGGAAAAGAAAAAAGAGAGAACGAGAUCGCGGCGACUGGAGGAGAGUAAACCGCAGAAGAAGAACAAGGAAGAGAAGAAGAGUGGGACCGACCGAGCGCAGGCUGCGGCUGAAGGUUUACGGAUUGAAUCUGCUGCCAAAGACGUGGCGCCAGCGGAAAAGGAGGCCACUGAAAGAGAGAGUCCGACCGGGAUGGAUCAGAAGAACUCCAGUUCCACGCUGACGGACUCGACUCUGCACCGGAUCAACGGAGACCUUCGCAUCUCUCUGAAGACGGACAAACCUGACAUCAGGAAGUGUCUGUCGGCGUUGGACCAGCUCAACAUGCUGUAUGUGACGUCUGAACACGUCCAGAGGCACAGCGAGCUCAUCGCCACGCUCAGGAAGAUGCGGUACUACCGGGCCAACCAGGCCAUCAUGGACAAGGCCUCCAUGCUCUACAACCGCUUCAAGAAUGCCUUCCUGGCGGGCGACGGCGAGGAGGUGGUGAGCGCCGCCUUCCUGCGCUCGCUGCUGCAGGAGAAGGAGGAGACGCAGCUGAUGAGGGAGAAGGAGGAGGCGAGCGAAGGAGAGGUGGAGAAGCUGGAAGCAAAAGUGGAUUCCUCCUGAGACCCGGACCGGACCGGACCGGACCGGCUCUGAUCCCGUCACAGCAGCUGCUGUAGUUACUGCUGGACGUCCUGCUGUAUUUUAUGUCCCAGUGGAAACUGUAACGCCUCCAUGUGUCACGUCUCCCACUUUGUUUCUGAUUUAAUCUUUAAUUUCAGUCAGCAGCAUUAAUACUGAUUUAAACUUUUAGAGUCUUUUUAAUUAAACUUUAACUAAAACACUGAGUAACUUGUGCUAAUUUUUACUUCCUGUGUAAAGUUCCUAAUCUCACACUUGAACUCCUCUGGUGCAUUUGGCCCGUCUUGCCCUCAGAGAAGGGGCUGAUGGGAAACGUAGUUGUUCUUUGAUUUUAUUUAAAUGUGUGAAUGAGACAUAAAGCAUUAAACCCGGGCAGGAUGUUGUAAACCCGACAGAACGGUGCUGCAGAGACAAGUCUGUGUUGUUUUUGUAAAAAUCUGGACUUUCUUUUUCUUUUAUUUUUUAAAGUUGCUGCUUCUUCAGGUGUUUUUAUUUGUGUUUGUUAGUUUUCAGUAACCUGUCUGUGACCGACUGCUGCUGCUGUCUUGUAAAUCUGUAUUUUUCUGAUGUUUUUCCACAAACUUGAUUGAAUUAAAAUCCUAAUCAGUGCCUGGUU
Molecule: messenger RNA, 5243 nt
Organism: Xiphophorus hellerii (green swordtail)
Lineage: Eukaryota; Metazoa; Chordata; Actinopteri; Cyprinodontiformes; Poeciliidae
Gene: psip1b
Product: PC4 and SFRS1 interacting protein 1b
Exons: 12
Coding region: 524-4609 (1361 amino acids)
Source: RefSeq, a predicted model, not a curated record